UCUCUCUCUCUCUCUCUCUCUCUCUCUCUCUCUCUCAAUAUUUCAAUGGGUGUUGGCUCUAAUAGAGUAGAGAGCUUCCCUUAUGCAUUAGACCUCGAAUCCUCUCUUUCUAACGCACCAGCUCCUUUAGAAAUCCACAAAGUCUCUUUGCCACAAGAGAAGACUACUCUCCAAUCUCUUAAGCAAAGGCUUGGUGAAAUAUUUUUCUCUGAUGAUCCUCUUCAUCAGUUCAAGGGCCAAACUCCCUUUAGGAAACUUGUGUUGGCUCUUCAAUACUUUUUUCCAAUAUUUCAGUGGGGGUCUGAGUAUACUUUGAAGCUACUCAAGUCUGAUGCUGUCUCUGGCCUCACUAUUGCUAGCUUGGCUAUUCCACAGGGGAUUAGUUAUGCAAAGCUUGCAAAUCUGCCUCCUGUUAUUGGUUUAUAUUCAAGCUUUGUGCCACCAUUGAUCUACUCUGUGCUUGGAAGCUCAAGGGACCUUGCGGUGGGGCCAGUCUCAAUUGCAUCUCUUGUAAUGGGCUCGAUGUUGCGAGAAGCCAUUUCCCCUGAAAAAGAGCCGAUACUUUACCUUCAGCUAGCUUUUACGGCCACAUUAUUUGCUGGUGUUUUCCAAGCUUCACUGGGCUUCCUAAGGCUGGGAUUUGUUGUGGACUUUUUGUCAAAGCCCACACUAAUUGGGUUCAUGGGGGGUGCAGCUGUCAUUGUUUCGUUGCAGCAGCUCAAGGGAUUGCUCGGUAUCGUUCAUUUCACUAAUCAAAUGGGAUUUGUUCCUGUGAUGAGUGCAGUUUUCAAGCACAGAACUGAGUGGGCUUGGCAAACUUUGGUGAUGGGCUUCUCAUUUCUAGCCUUCUUGCUGAUGACAAGGCAUAUUAGCAUGAGGAGACCCAAGCUUUUUUGGGUAUCAGCAGCAGCACCCCUAGCCUCAGUGAUACUCUCCACAGUAGUCUCGUUUGCUUUCAAAGCUCAUAAUCAUGGCAUCCAGAUUAUUGGGCAUUUGGAGAAGGGAGUGAACCCUCCUUCACUCAACAUGCUAUAUUUCCAAGCCUCCUACUUACCUCUUGCUGUUAAAACUGGAAUUGUCACUGGCAUACUAUCUCUCACUGAAGGAAUAGCUGUUGGAAGAACCUUUGCUUCUUUGAAAAACUACCAAGUUGAUGGUAACAAAGAAAUGAUGGCCAUUGGCCUAAUGAACAUGGCAGGCUCAUGCACAUCGUGUUAUGUCACCACAGGAUCAUUUUCGAGGUCAGCGGUGAACUACAAUGCAGGAUGCAGAACAGCAGUCUCAAACAUAAUAAUGGCCUCAGCUGUGCUGUUUACUAUGCUGUUUCUGAUGCCACUAUUCCAUUAUACACCGAAUGUGAUUUUAUCUGCGAUCAUCAUCACAGCAGUUAUCGGUUUGAUUGAUUUCCAUGCUGCACUUCGGUUGUGGAAGGUGGACAAGCUCGAUUUCUUGGCUUGUAUCAGUGCUUUCUUCGGUGUUCUCUUCAUCUCUGUGCAAAUGGGUCUAGCAAUUGCAGUUGGGAUAUCUUUGUUUAAAAUCCUCAUACAUGUGACAAGGCCAAACACUGUAAUCAUGGGCAAUGUUCCAGGGACACAGAGCUAUAGAAGUAUCGGGCAAUAUAGAGAAGCUUCUAGAAUCCCUUCGUUUCUCAUUAUCGGAGUAGAAUCUCCCAUCUACUUCACUAAUUCUAUGUACCUGCAAGAGAGGAUUUUGAGGUGGGUCAGAGAAGAGGAAGAGAGGACAGCGAAAACAAACGAAAACAACCUAAAAUGUGUUGUUUUAGACAUGUCUGCGGUUACUGCAAUAGAUACCAGCGGCAUGGAAGCACUCAUGGAAUUGAAGAAGGUGCUCGAUAAGAAAUCACUUCAACUUGUACUAGCGAACCCUGUUGGAGAUGUCACAGAGAAGCUCUACAGAUCAGAAGCCUGGGAUCUAUUCAGAUCAGACUGCAUUUAUAUGAGCGUUGAAGAAGCAGUUUUAGCAAUGUCUUCGGGGUUCAAGAGCCAGGGUUAAUCAAAAGUGAAGCAGUACUAACCCAAGGAAAGGAAAUCAGCAUAUAGCUAUUAAGAAAUCAAGUAUAGUAAUAGUAACUGUCACUUGAGAAAUGGAUGCUUUGUAUCUAUUCCAAGCAAUAACAAACUUGUGCGUGCUAUAUAUUAUUGAAUGUCGAGCUCUUCUAAGAAGAGAUUUUGAAGAAAGUAUAGGUAGAACUUUAAAUGGAUGUUCUCGGAAGAAGUAGUUGACAUUGGUUAGAUUUUUACCCUUUCAAUGCUCCUGUUUAUCAAUGCACUGGACAGCUAUCAAUCUUAA
This is a messenger RNA of Asparagus officinalis (garden asparagus), 2310 nucleotides long. Its product is annotated as probable sulfate transporter 3.4. The transcript has 12 exons. Bases 46 to 2013 code for a protein of 655 amino acids. Gene Ontology annotation, biological process: transmembrane transport. Gene Ontology annotation, molecular function: secondary active sulfate transmembrane transporter activity. NCBI's taxonomy places the organism in Eukaryota, Viridiplantae, Streptophyta, Magnoliopsida, Asparagales, Asparagaceae. The record is from RefSeq and is a predicted model, not a curated record. Gene Ontology annotation, cellular component: membrane.